AUUUCUCCUUAGUUUAUCUGCUUAAUUGAAUUAUUAAGGUUGAUGUAGGCUUUCUUGAUUAGAGAAUAAAGGGGAUACUAUUGUGAUUUUAUUUACCUAUGCUUGUAUAAAUCAUGAAAUGGUGUUUACAACUAGUACAUCCUCAUAUGGAGUUAAUGAAUCAACAUCAAGUUUAACAGAAAUUAGAGCGUUGAAUCAAAAUAUUAACUAUCCAACACAAAGAGAAUUUCUAAAAUAUGUAGAUGAUUUUAAUAAACAUCAACUAAGUAGAACAACAUCUAAGCUGAAGAGAAGAGAAACAUCCCAUUACUUACAAGUUAAUAAGCUACCAGAUAAUCCUUUCUUAUUUAUAAAAAAUGAAUGUAUUGACCGACUUAAAGAUCUUAAUCUAUCUCAAGAUAAGGAAGAUAAAGAUAGACUUAUGAAAGCUAAAUAUUCUGGUGAAAAAUUACCCUUUUCUAUGAGACAAAGGUAUAUGGCAGCACAAAAUGUUCAUGAAUUAAUUCUUGAAGAGAAUUUCGAUGAAUUCAAUAAAUAUGGGGUAUUAUUUGGUCCAAAGAAUUUGAUAGCAUAUCAAACCAUCUCCAAUGUAAUCCCUUUAACAACAAGAUCAAAAUUACCUAAAAAAUCAAUAAAAGAUCUAAAUCCAGGCCCAAUAAUUACAAAAGGUAAUAUAGAUAGUAAAAUAAUAUGUAAACAAAUAACAGAUAAUGAUGUUUUUGAUACAACAACUGAUACUCUAUAUCAUUUUGUUCAAAAUCGUCGAAAAAUUUGUCUAUUAGAAUUAAUGAAUCGUGUAAAACACGAAGAAGUUAAACGUUUAGAUAAAAUAAUAAAAAUUGAAUAUAACUUUAUAAAAAAACAAGAAAAAGAUCAUUUAUAUCAUCAUAAAGAGUAUGAUAGAUAUUUAAAGACAAUAUGUCAACAUACUACUGAAGCGAUAUGUUUAGCUGAAGGUGAAGCGCGUAAAAAAAUUCAAAUUGAUGAUGAUAUAAAACAAACACGUUAUAAACUGGCUCAUUUGAAUGCUGAAUACAUUAAAUUAGAAGAGGAAUACUUACGUUUAUGUGUAUAUCGAGAUUUUCUUAAUAAUAUGGCGAGAACAUUUAAAGAACAUCAUGUGAAGAAUUUACUAACCUUUACUGAUGAUACUAAUGAAUCCUUGAACACUCAUGACAAGUUAACUGACAGAAUGAAAGAUGAUAUCAUUGAUGAAACUGUAACAUCAAUUGUUACUACCAGUACUACUACUACUAUUGACAUUAGUAAAAAACUACACAAAACACUAACAUCUUCACUGAUAAAUGAAAAUGAUAAAGAAAAAAUGAUUAUUUCUGAUGAAUUUAUGUUUGAAAAUAUAUUUACUAGUCCAAAAGAUCUAGUUAAUCGUUUGUCCGAAUUAGAUAGUACAAAUUUGACCUUAAUUGAAAAUGUUCAAGAACAAGAUGAAGUAUAUGAAAGUGUACGACGUAAAAUAACUAAAUUGAAGCAAAUUUUAACCCAAGAGAAAAUUCAAGUUGAUAAUCAUAUUGAACGUGAAAAAAAUCAUCUACAAAUAAUACAACAAAAUAUUGAACAACUUAGUAUAUCAAAGAAUACUUUAAAUGAAUACCUUUUACUGGAUAAAUAUGCUAAUGUGUUUUGUUUAAACAAUAUAGAAUCAUUUCAAGAUAUUGAAUUCAGUCAAACAAUACCGAUAAGUAAAUCUACAUCUGAAUCUAAAGUAAAAGAUACUCAGUCUAUAUGUAGUCAACACAAAGAUAAACGUGAAUUGAAGCCAACUAUUGUAUUACUGUUGAAUAUAUUACAGACACAAGUACAGAAAGUUUAUACAUCAGUUUAUGGGAAUAAUAAUAGUGGAGCAAAAUUGGACAUAUUAGUUAUGUUAAGUCGUUUAGAGACAACAAUAGAUGAACUUAGUGAAAUGCUUAAUAUUUAUCCAAGAAAUGUAAUACUUAAAGCUAAAAAAGCUGUUGAACAGCGUACACGCUUUAUUCUACGUCAGCGACAGAAAGAAGAAUCUCAAAUAGCUUAUGAAAAACGUGUUGAAAAAGUUAUGAAUAAAGCCCAUGAGAAACCACGUUGGCGAUUUGGCAGAAAAAUUAUGGAAAGAUCGAAACCUUUAAAUAUCGUGUAUAAAACUGAUCUAAAUAUAGAGUCAUCUUACUCGAAAGAGGAAAAUAAAAGUUUAUUUCAAUGAGAAAGCAAAAUACUGAAGUCAUUUUUGUUAAUGCAUAAGUCUCAAGCUAUUUCUCUGUAAUACAAAAUGACAAAGCUUA
Messenger RNA from Heterobilharzia americana, 2279 nucleotides. Lineage: Eukaryota; Metazoa; Platyhelminthes; Trematoda; Strigeidida; Schistosomatidae. The record is from the annotation of a GenBank genome assembly.